GUGCAGCAAUCAAGGAAAUUCAAGAAGAGGGACACGGUGCACAUCAGCAUAGUCCAAUCAGGGGUUCGCACAAAGGGCACUUUUAAGAUUGCUAAAGGCCGCCUUAACAAAUCAAAGUCGUACUGGGAGUAUCAACUCGAGGACAGCAAUGGCCAGCCGUACAAGAACGGGGCCUGGAUUCGGGAAAAGGACCUCAAGAUGGAGAGGCGUGGCUGAAGAACGCUGAGUGUAAUGCU
Lindgomyces ingoldianus is the source of this 236-nucleotide messenger RNA. RefSeq lists its product as uncharacterized. The transcript has a single exon. The annotation marks the transcript as partial. The record is from RefSeq and is a predicted model, not a curated record. Lineage: Eukaryota; Fungi; Ascomycota; Dothideomycetes; Pleosporales; Lindgomycetaceae.